Messenger RNA from Cynocephalus volans (Philippine flying lemur), 618 nucleotides. It is a transcript of the gene VXN, whose product is annotated as vexin. NCBI's taxonomy places the organism in Eukaryota, Metazoa, Chordata, Mammalia, Dermoptera, Cynocephalidae. Bases 1 to 618 code for a protein of 205 amino acids. Gene Ontology annotation, biological process: neurogenesis; neuron differentiation. The transcript is spliced from 6 exons. The record is from RefSeq and is a predicted model, not a curated record.
AUGCAUCAGAUUUACAGCUGCAGUGAUGAAAAUAUAGAAGUUUUCACCACCGUGAUUCCUUCCAAGGUGUCAAGUCCAGCCCGGAGAAGAGUCAAAAGCGCUCAACACCUCUUGACCAAGAAUGUGGUGAUCGAGUCGGACCUGUACACGCACCGGCCUCUGGAGCUGCUGCAGCAUCGCAGCGACCGCAGAGACGUGGGCGACAGCCUCAGGUUCAGCCGGCUGCAGAGCGCACGGCCGCCCGGAGCCCAUCCCGCCAAAAACCCCGCCAGACCUGGGGGGAUUUCUGAGCCCAAAGCAUCAAACUUGUGUGGGAAUCGAGCAUAUGGAAAAUCUUUGAUUCCGCCGGUGCCCCGGAUCUUGGUGAAAGCUCCAGUGACCACGGUGGAGGUGGCAGCCCCGGGCUCAGAGCGCGGAGCUGUGCUGACCAGAGGAUCCAGGCAUCUCAAGAAGAUGGCCGAAGAGUAUCCAGCCCUUCCCCAAGGAGCAGAAGCCUCCCUACCACUGACAGGCAGUGCUUCCUGCGGGGUCCCCAACAUCCUCCGGAAAAUGUGGACAAGGCACAAGAAGAAGUCUGAAUACGUGGGAGCCACCAACAGCGCCUUUGAGGCUGACUAA